CUCUCCUCUCCUCUCCUCUCCUCUCCACUCCUCUCCUCUCCUCUCCUCUCCUCUCCUCUCCACUCCACUCCUCUCCUCUCCACUCCACUCCACUCCACUAUGUUAUCCCGCAUCUCUACAGUCCUCCUAGCUGUGUUGUGUUGGUGUGUGCUAGUGUCUCUGGGGGUGGACCCCCCUCACCCCCGUCGAGAGAUCCGGAUCGAGGGAGACCUGGUCUUGGGGGGGCUGUUCCCAGUCCAUGAGAAGGGGGGAGGGAUAGAGGAGUGUGGGAGGGUGAACGAGGACAGAGGGAUCCAGAGGUUGGAGGCCAUGCUGUUUGCUAUAGACAGGAUCAACUCUGAUCCUACUCUACUGCCUGGAGUCAGUCUGGGAGUUCACAUACUGGACACCUGUUCUAGAGAUACAUACGCACUGGAACAGGCGCUGGAGUUUGUGCGUGCAUCUCUGACCAAGGUGGACGAUACAGAGUUUAUCUGUCCUGAUGGAUCCUACGCUCUACAGGAAGACAUUCCCCUGGCCAUUGCUGGAGUUAUAGGAGGAUCCUAUAGCAGUGUGUCUAUACAGGUGGCCAACCUGCUGCGCCUCUUUCAGAUCCCUCAGAUCAGCUAUGCCUCCACUAGCGCCAAGCUCAGUGACAAGACACGCUAUGACUACUUUGCCCGCACGGUGCCCCCUGACUUCUACCAGGCCAAGGCCAUGGCAGAGAUCCUGCGGCUGUUCAACUGGACCUACGUGUCCACGGUGGCAUCAGAGGGAGACUACGGAGAGACGGGCAUUGAGGCCUUUGAACAGGAAGCCCGUAUGAGGAACAUCUGCAUCGCUACCUCUGAGAAGGUGGGCCGCUCUAACGCUAAGAAGUCCUAUGAGGCAGUGAUCAGGCAGCUCCUCCAGAAGCCCAACGCCCGCGUGGCUGUCCUCUUCCUGCGCAGCGAUGACGCUCGGGAACUCCUCUCUGCCGCCGCACGACUCAACACCACCUUCAUCUGGGUGGCCAGUGACGGCUGGGGGGCACAGGAGAGCAUUGUCAAGGGCAAUGAGGCCACAGCCAACGGGGCCAUCACCCUGGAGCUGGCAGCCAAUCCUGUGCCGGCGUUCAACCGCUACUUCCUGUCUCUGGAUCCAAUCAACAACCACCGCAACCCCUGGUACCGAGAAUUCUGGGAGCAGAAGUUCCAGUGCUCGCUUGGAGGAGGGAGUGGAGGAGUAGGAGCUGGGGCAGGAGCAGUAGGGUCAGGAGGAUCUGUGUCUCUCUCUCUCCCUCCCUGUGAGAAGGGUGUGUUGGUGGAUGAUAGUAACUUUGAGCCGGAGUCCAAGAUCAUGUUUGUGGUGAAUGCAGUAUACGCUGUGGCCCACGCCCUCGAUAAGAUGCAGAGAACACUGUGUUCCAACACCAGCAAGCUCUGUGACAGCAUGAAGGCUCUGGAUGGACGCAAGCUCUACAGAGACUACCUUCUCAACAUCAGCUUCACAGCUCCCUUCUCUCCUCCCGGUAUUGAGACCGUGGUGAAGUUUGAUGCCUAUGGCGACGGAAUGGGACGCUACAACAUCUUCAGUUACCAGCACAACGCUGAUCGCUACGGAUAUGUGCCCAUCGGUGAGUGGGCGGAGACUCUGAGCCUGAGCAGUGACCUGAUUCGCUGGCCAAGAGAGGUGGUGCCCCCAUCCCAGUGCAGCGACCCGUGUGCCCGCAACGAGAUGAAGAAGAUGCAGGCUGGAGAGUACUGUUGUUGGAUCUGUACGGCGUGUGAGGCUCAUGAAUACCUAGCUGAUGAGUUCACCUGUUCGCCCUGCGCCCCUGGCCAGUGGCCCAGUGAAGACCUCACUUCCUGUUACGACCUGCCUGAGGACUACAUCAUGUGGGAGGACGCCUGGGCUAUCGGACCAAUCAGCAUCGCUGUUGUUGGGUUCCUGUGUACAUCUCUGGUGUUCUGGGUGUUUGUGAGACACAACAGCACGCCCCUGGUGAAGGCGUCAGGCAGAGAGUUGUGUUACAUUCUCCUGCUGGGUGUCUUCAUGUCCUACUCCCUCACCUUCCUCUUCCUGGCCAAGCCCUCGCCUGCUAUCUGCGCCAUGCGACGCCUCGGCCUCAGCACCUCAUUUGCUGUCUGCUACUCUGCCCUGCUCACCAAGACCAAUCGGAUCGCCCGGAUCUUCAGUGGGGUGAAGGACGGGGGAGGGACCACGAAGCCGCGCUUCAUAAGCCCCACGUCCCAGGUGUUUAUCUGUCUCAGUCUGAUAUCGGUCCAGUUAGUGAUGGUGUCUGUGUGGUUGCUGCUGGAGGUUCCUGGUACCAGGAGGUUUACGUUACCGGAGCGACGGCAGACAGUGAUCCUGAAGUGUAACGUCCGUGACUCCAGCAUGCUGCUGUCGCUAGGAUACGACGUGCUCCUGGUCAUCCUGUGUACUGUGUAUGCCUUCAAGACCAGGAAGUGUCCAGAGAACUUCAACGAGGCUAAGUUCAUAGGUUUCACCAUGUACACAACCUGUAUCAUCUGGCUAGCCUUCCUGCCCAUAUUCUACGUCACAUCCAGUGACUACAGGGUCCAGACCACCACCAUGUGUAUCUCUGUCAGUCUCAGUGGCUUUGUGGUGCUGGGCUGUAUGUUCGCUCCCAAGGUCCACAUCAUCAUGUUCCAACCACAGAAGAACGUCACCAGUCUCCGCCUCAAUAUCAACCGCUUCAGUGUCAGUGGUCCUGCCACCACAUACGCUUCACACGCAUCAGUGAGUGCCCAGUACGUACCGACAGUGUGUAAUGGGAGAGAGAUCGUCGACUCCACCACUUCCUCUCUGUGACCACACCCACUCACCUCUCUAACCCUGCCCCCCAGAGACUGUUAGCCAAUGCCCCCCUGCCCCCUCCUCCCACGACGUGGACUAGCACAGUUCUGUUUCACGUCUGUAGAAAGGGUUUAAUACUACUUUGUUUUCUAGUGCUGUACAUAUAAUGGAAUCAAAAUUGUUGUAGAGGAACAAAAGAACCAAAACAACUUUGUAGGAGGAUUUUUUGAGCCUUUGUUUUGAAAAGCUUUGUUAAGACGUGUGUACAUAUAUAACUGUGCACUGGGUUGUGAUAGGAGUGUGUAUGUGUUAAGGUUGUGAUAGGAGUGUGUGUGUGCUAAGAUUGUGUUAGGAGUGUAUGUAUGUGUGUGUUAGGGUUGUGAUAGGAGUGUGUGUGUGUGUGUGUGUGUGUGUGUGUGUGUGUGUGUGUGUGUGUGUGUGUGUGUGUGUGUGUGUGUGUGUGUGUGUGUGUGUGUGUGUGUGUGUGUUAGGGUUGUGAUAGGAGUGUGUGUAUGUGUGUGUGUUAGGGUUGUGAUAGGAGUGUGUGUAUGUGUGUGUUAGGGUUGUGAUAGGAGUGUGUGUGUGUGUGUGUGUUAGGGUUGUGAUAGGAGUGUGUGUAUGUGUGUGUGUUAGGGUUGUGAUAGGAGUGUGUGUAUGUGUGUGUUAGGGUUGUGAUAGGAGUGUGUGUAUGUGUGUGUGUUAGGGUUGUGAUAGGAGUGUGUGUAUGUGUUAGGGUUGUGAUAGGAUUGUGUGUGUGUGUGUGUGUGUGUGUGUGUGUGUGUGUGUGUGUGUGUGUGUGUGUGUGUGUGUGUGUGUGUGUGUGUGUGUGUGUGUGUGUGUGUGUGUGUGUGUGUGUGUGUGUGUUAGGGUUGUGAUAGGAGUAUGUGUGUCUGUGUGUGUGUGUGUAUGUGUGUUAGGGUUUUGAUAGGAGUGUGUGUGUGAGUUAGGUUUCUGAUAGGAGUAUGUGUGUGUUAGAGUUGUGAUAGUAGUGUGUGUGUGUUAGGGUUGUGAUAGGAGUGUGUGUGUGUGUGUUAGGGUUGUGAUAGGAGUGUGUGUGUGUUAGGGUUGUGAUAGGAGUGUGUGUGUGUGUUAGGGUUGUGAUAGGAGUGUGUGUUAGGGUUGUGAUAGGAGUGUGUGUGUGUGUGUGUGUGUGUGUGUGUGUGUGUGUGUGUGUGUGUGUGUGUGUGUGUGUGUGUGUGUGUGUGUGUGUGUGUGUGUGUGUGUGUGUGUGUGUGUGUGUGUUAGGGUUGUGAUAGGAGUGUGUGUGUGUUAGGAUUGUGAUAGCCCGCGGACUUUGUACUAUUUUUUGUAGGUCUCAUUGUAAUAACCCAGUCAGUACGCAUUUUUAUUCAUUUGUAUGUUGUAUGUUGUAUCUGUAUAUUUAUAUAUUACUGAUGGUUGGAACAGCACAAUGUUGACAGUAUUAUGUAACUCCAGUCGGAUUCCCACUACUGUGGACUGACAGUGGAUGAAGCUCCCUGAGUUGGGCUGACGAGCCCAUAGGAAUAGAAUGGCUGGAACGGACAUAGUAUCCACAUUUCAUACAGUUUGUUGAAUCACACAUUUGCUCUCAUUGUAGCAUAUUAGCCAAGCGGUUAGAGGGUUGGGCCAGUAACUGAAAGGUCGCUGGUUCAACAUCUUCAGUUACCAGCACAACGCUGAUCGCAACAGAUACGUACGUGCCCAUUGGAGAGUGGCCGGAGACUCUGAGCCUGAGCAGUGACCUGAUUCGCUGGCCAAGGGAGGUGGUGUCCCCCUCCCAGUGCAGCGACCUGUGUGCCCGCAACGAGAUGAAGAAGAUAAAGGCUGGUUAGGAACACACACACACAGGGCUUUAAGCAGAUCUAGUGACAUCACUAGUAGAUGCUCUGUUCGAGUCCCCGAGCCGAUAAGGCGAAUAAUCUGUCGAUGUGCCCUUGAACAAGGCUCUUAACCCUAAUGGCUCCUGUAAGUCGCUCUGGAUAAGAGUGUCUACUAAAAUGUAAAUGUUAAAAAUAUAGCAGUAUAGAAUAUUUAUUGAACUUUCCAAAUGAUGCACCCAAUAUUGCAGCCAGUCUAGUCAUUGUAUUGAACUUGAAUGUCCUUUCUACGCAUCCUAAUUCUAUGGAACAGCCACUGUAUAGGAGGGUCCAAUUACCUUGGUAGCCAUAGUAACAGAUGUGUGUACAACAACUCAACAACAUUUUUCCUUAACCAGCAUUUUUGGCAUAAACUUUAGCAACGAUGUGACAACACAGGGUAGUUAAUUACAAGUGACUGUUCAAAGUCUUUAACUGCCAUUAUUGUCAAUAUUAAAGAAACAUUGCAGAUGCUAUGUCACUUAAAGAAACAUUACAGAUGCUAUGUCACUUAAAGAAACAUUACAGAUGCUAUGUCACUUAAAGAAACAUUACAGAUGCUAUGUCACUUAAAGAAACACUGCAGAUGCUAUGUCAUUUAAAGAAACAUUUCAGAUGUUAUGUCACUUAAAGAAACAUUACAGAUGCUAUGUCACUUAAAGAAACAUUACAGAUGCUAUGUCACUUAAAGAAACAUUACAGAUGCUAUGUCACUUAAAGAAACACUGCAGAUGCUAUGUCACUUAAAGAAACAUUUCAGAUGCUAUGUCACUUAAAGAAACAUUACAGAUGCUAUGUCACUUAAAGAAACAUUACAGAUGCUAUGUCACUUAAAUAAACAUUACAGAUGCUAUGUCACUUAAAGAAACACUGCAGAUGCUAUGUCACUUAAAGAAACAUUGCAGAUGCUAUGCUACUUAAAGAAACAUUGCAGAUGCUACGUCACUUAAAGAAACAUUACAGAUGCUAUGUCACUUAAAGAAACACUGCAGAUGCUAUGUCACUUAAAGAAACAUUGCAGAUGCUAUGCUACUUAAAGAAACAUUGCAGAUGCUAUGUCACUUAAAGAAACAUUGCAGAUGCUAUGCUACUUAAAGAAACAUUGCAGAUGCUAUGCCACUUAAAGAAACAUUGCAGAUGCUAUGUCACUUAAAGAAACACUGCAGAUGCUAUGUCACUUAAAGAAACAUUGCAGAUGCUAUGCUACUUAAAGAAACAUUGCAGAUGCUAUGCUACUUAAAGAAACAUUGCAGAUGCUAUGCCACUUAAAGAAACAUUGCAGAUGCUAUGCUACUUAAAGAAACAUUGCAGAUGCUAUGCUACUUAAAGAAACAUUGCAGAUGCUAUGUCACUUAAAGAAACAUUGCAGAUGCUAUGUCACUUAAAGAAACAUUUCAGAUGCUAUGUCACUUAAAGAAACAUUACAGAUGCUAUGUCACUUAAAUAAACAUUACAGAUGCUAUGUCACUUAAAUAAACAUUACAGAUGCUAUGUCACUUAAAGAAACACUGCAGAUGCUAUGUCACUUAAAGAAACAUUGCAGAUGCUAUGCUACUUAAAGAAACAUUGCAGAUGCUACGUCACUUAAAGAAACAUUACAGAUGCUAUGUCACUUAAAGAAACACUGCAGAUGCUAUGUCACUUAAAGAAACAUUGCAGAUGCUAUGCUACUUAAAGAAACAUUGCAGAUGCUAUGCUAUUUAAAGAAACAUUGCAGAUGCUAUGCCACUUAAAGAAACAUUGC
Oncorhynchus keta (chum salmon) is the source of this 6363-nucleotide messenger RNA. RefSeq names its product metabotropic glutamate receptor 3-like. Gene Ontology annotation, cellular component: membrane. Gene Ontology annotation, biological process: G protein-coupled glutamate receptor signaling pathway; regulation of synaptic transmission, glutamatergic. The transcript has 11 exons. The record is from RefSeq and is a predicted model, not a curated record. Lineage: Eukaryota; Metazoa; Chordata; Actinopteri; Salmoniformes; Salmonidae. Bases 100 to 2796 code for a protein of 898 amino acids. Gene Ontology annotation, molecular function: group II metabotropic glutamate receptor activity.